Molecule: messenger RNA, 987 nt
Organism: Hydractinia symbiolongicarpus
Lineage: Eukaryota; Metazoa; Cnidaria; Hydrozoa; Anthoathecata; Hydractiniidae
Exons: 2
Coding region: 161-754 (197 amino acids)
Source: RefSeq, a predicted model, not a curated record
CUGCUUAUAAAUAAAGAGAUAUGAUUUUCAUUUCUUUACAGGAGAGACAGGAAAGGCAAUAGCUGGUCGAUAUCAAAACGUCUUGCAUCAUAAUCGAGACACUGUGUAUCAGAGGCAUCUAAGCUUUUUUCAUGCACCAUCCUUAGCAGUGGCACAAACCAUGGUUCACUAUUAUCCACCAGGGCAUGAUAGGCAAAGCAAAUUUCUCUAUUCUUUCAUUAAAGCAAACGGAAUAAGCGAACCAAGCACAGUUUCUACUGGCAACUAUGUCAUCAAAUCCAAGUAUUGGCCUGCUUAUUAUUUGCGGAGAAGUUUAACUUAUGAUCGUCCUUCACCAGAAGUUUUAUAUUCCGUGAGUUAUAAUUCAGACACUCCUACAACAAAAGACAAGAUUCUUCUAACAAAAAAACACAACGGUUAUUACAGCUUUAAAUUCGUUGAUCCGCGAUUCAGCAUAUAUGCAAAUUAUAGGUAUGCGACUUACAACAGCAGGGACAAACUUUUCGUAUAUGUCAAGGUUGCUGAAAAUCCUCCUUCAACUCAUGGAGAUUUUGUCAUCAUCAAAUACGCGGACCCAAAAGGUACAGUCGUCACAAUAGCAGAGAAGCGUUCAGCGACGAAAUUGUGGAAUGGUGAAUCAAACAAGUGGGCUGUAUAUCCAACAGAAAUAGAUGAAAAGAAUAAGAAUAAGGCGCCGUUUAUACUGCUGAAUUGUAAUACAUCUGAAGGGUCAGAAUGUCCAGAUUGGAAUUAAAAAUGCAGAUGUACAAAACCUAAAAAAAUGUCAGAAUGAAUACAGUCGGUUUGUAAACCAUAAUUAGCCAGUGAUAAUGUUAAAGCUCAUAUUAAAAGUGUCUUUAAAUGCGAUUGUUUUUAGUCUAACUCCCGUAAACGCCACUAAACACCAUCUGAAAAAUUACUUUAUUAGCACUACAUCUGUUCAUUGGCAUAAUGUUCAGUUAAACACAUGUAACGCAACGUUUGAGG